GGAAUUUUGACAUAUCACGAACAGUUGACCUUCUUUCUUAUGCUUUAGUCGGUAGCCAUAAAGUUCUGAUUCGGUUUCGAUUCCUUGUACUUCGGUUUCGCGAUUAUUGUAUUGGAAUCUGUUUCGAGAAAAUCUACGUGGGGAUAUAUUCCGUCCAAAUGGACCUCAGCCAUCGAAAAGAGAUCGACAUGCAUUAAAAAAUAUAACAAGCAAGAUAUUUGCUAGAGUAAUAGAGGAUAAAAAAUGCAAAAUUGGAAUCAAUGGCAAUUACCAACUGGUGCCAUUACUACUUCAAUGCCACAACCUCCGGUUGGUUAUAAUGCACCAGGAGCAGAUCCGAUGGCUAUGAUGCAAGCUUAUAUGCAAUACUAUAAUCAACCAGCACCUAGUGGAUAUACGGCUGAACAAUGGGCUGCUGCUCAACAACAAAAUUGGACACAAUGGCAACAGUGGCAACAACAAUAUCAGCAAUGGCAGGCGCAAUACGGAGAAAAGUACCAAGAGACUAUGAAGCAGAUGUCAUCGCAAAAUAUGAAUUUAUCUGGCCAUGCACCACCAUUACCAACUAUGCCACCACUUCCUAAAGAGGAUUUUAAACCCCCUUUACCUCCGAAUUCUGUUAAUACAUAUCAAUUCACAAAUAUCCCCCCACCACAUCAAAACAAUCUUCCACUAUUUCCUGCUAAGCAACCUGUAAGUAGUGCAGCUUCACAAUUAAAUGUAAAUUCUUCUCAAAAUCCACCCCUGCCUCCGACUCAACCACCAUUGCCUCUGGAGAGUGCUCAGAAUAAUGACAGUAAUUCUGCUACAAAACGCAGUAGUAAUGCUGUUAGUGAAUCCUGUAGUGCCAAAAAGUUAAAACUUGAAGAUGAAGAAUUAACUGAGGCUGAAAAAACAUUUGACGCUCAGUUUAAGCAGUGGGAAGAACAGUUUAACAAGUGGAAGCAGCAAAACGCAAAUCAUCCUGACAAGACGCAUUAUAAAAUAUACGAAGCAAAAUGGACAUCUUGGCGAGAGAAACUUAUCGAACGUAGAGAACAGAUGCGUAAGAAGCGCGAACAACAAAAACAAGUAGCUGUGAAAGCAGAUCCUGAGAAAAAUAAGAAUCUACCUGGAGGAGACAAAAUAAUGAAUAUCUUAUCAAGUACAGAAAACCAAGGAUUAAUAAACAAUCUGUUAGGUAUUGGAAAAACCCUUGGCUUAACAGGGAAACAAAAUACAGGAACGCUUCCGCCACCACCUCCACCACCUCAGACCACAAGCAAUAUCUCAUCUACGACAGUUACACCUGCAAUAACUUCGCAGCAAUCAACAUCUCAGCCAUUGAAUUCGGACACGGUGUCGUCUUGGAAUGCCCAACAAGCUGCACAGUGGGCAGCUCAAUUUAAUUCUGGAGUACAAAGUUAUAGCAGUUUUCACGCUAACUCCGGAUCGACUCAACCAUCUUUUGGGACAUCUCUAAAUUCAACGCAUCCUCCAAAUUUCGCACUACCACCACCUAACGUGUCAAACGCUGGACCAAAUUUUUUACAACCACCACCGGGUUUCAAUAGCGACGGAAGACAAUUACCGGAUGCAAGCGUAAGACAAAAUUUACAGGACAGAUCAUCAUACGCUUCAAGUGGAAAUAAUUUGAAUAUGUUCGGUGCUAACGAAAGACCAAACUCGGACGUUAAUCGUUUUGGAUCAAACGAUCCUAUAAGUUUAUCCGAUUAUUCGGGUAAUUUCGAUGCAAACGAUAAUUCCACCAAUGAUCGGAUGAAUAAUAGAAAAGGACAAUUAGGCACUGGUCAAGAAUAUUUUAGGCGAGAAGUAUUAGAUAAAAAUUUGUCUGAACACGAUCAAUUUAGAUCGGAUGGCUCAUUUAAUUACGGUAAUGCGAGAUUCGGUAGAGGAGAAGAAAAUUAUAAAUCGAUAGAUGGGACGGAAAUUGAUGGGAAACAUUAUAAAGCAGAAGAUAGAAAUUAUAUGGAACGUGGUAAUAAUCAAUUUAAUAAACAAAAUAAUUCUAAUUCUGUUAGUAGUUUAAACAAUGAUCGUUUUAAUAUUGAUCGUACUGGUCCUGGACCAGGUGAUCGUUUUGUAGGAAGUGGGGAUCGGUUUGGAGCUGGUAGUGAUCGUUUUGGAAAUUCGAAUGAUCGCUAUAACGAUCGAUUUGGAUCAGGAGACGAUCGAUUUAUCGAUCGAUUUGGAUCAAGAGACCGAUUUGGAUCAAAUAAUGCACGAUUUGGACCCGGUAAUGAUCGAUUUGGUUCUAGUAGUGAUCGAUUUGGAUCACUUGAUCGUUUUGGUACAAGUAACGAUCGUUUCACUUCAAGAAAUGAAAGAUUUGCUCAAGGAAAUGGAUUGGAAUGCGAUAGAUUCGGACCAGGCUUUGAUCGUUUUGGUGUAUCUAGUGAUAACGUUGGCUCUGGGAACAAUAGAUUCGGAAGGAAUGCUAUGGAUCAUUAUGAAGGGAACGAAGACAGCCCAAGAGAUGGUAAUAACUCUCGAAAUUUUGACAGAAGUAAUCAAUUUGGACCUACUGAUGAAUUGGCACCGGAGUUAAAAAAGCUUAUGGAGAAAAGAAGAGCUGCUAUGGACGUAUUCAAGCCUAGUUUUCACGAUUCUGAUAAAAGUGUUAAUGUUGGAUCUUUACGUGAGAGUUUUAAGAAAAUCGCCGGUGAUUCACCUUUUAUAUCAAAAAGUUCCACCGACUUUGGACAGAGGGAUUAUGUAGGAUCAAGAGGAAUAGCGGUUUCUAGUCCUCGAUUUCCAGGAAAUUUUGGAUCCCAAAAUAAUCCUAGAUCGUUUGGACCUCGUGCUCCCAAUGAGUUUAAGCCGCACGGUGGUUUCGACUUUCGAUUACGCGCUCAUACUAACUUCAGUCCACGUGAUAAUUUCUUCGAUUCUCAUGAUCCUGGUGGUCCAUUUCUCAGAGAAUCCAAUACCAAUUUCUCUAAGUUUGACAAGAAUCAUUCUAUGUUUGGUUCUGUGGACGUCGAUCAGCGAAUUGAGCAACAAUUUGACAGAGGAGAUCCUAAAUUACAACAAACUAAAGAUACACAAAAUGGUGGAUCGUCGGACAGUAUUGUACCUGCGAAUACAGAUAAUAUGCUUACAGAGAAAAGAUCGGAUAUUCCUGUUCAUAAAGAUGAAGCGGAUAAUAAUGCAGUAAAACCAGAAGAGAUGUCGCAGACAGAAAAAAUGGGGGAAGAGUCAUCAAAUAAUAUCGCGGAUACGCAAUCGAAUACUCAAGAAGACAAAACUGUACGUUCGAACGUACCACCGUUAGAAAAACCACCUUGGAUGGACGCGUCAUUCCCCGAUGUUAAUUUAUCUGAAAAGGAUGUUAAUAACGCGGAAUGUAACAAUAAGCCACCUUCAAAUUUUGCUCCUUCUACGGAUGAAAAUAAUGAAAAAACUGAUGAAAGAAUGCAAGCAGAAUCGGAUAAAAAAUUAGAAUCAAAUGCAUCGAAUAAUGAGCAAGUCAAAAAAACUGAAGUUUUACCUUUUAUGGGAGAAAAUGAUCCAAAACCAGAAGACUUAAACAUGGAACCUCCACCAGAAUUACCUAAUUUAGGACCGAUAGCGGAUGAUUUGAAUAACGAUAAUACGUUUGCUAAUAAUCAAAAAAUUAAGGAGCCUUUUGGCGCAGAACGUAAUUUUGUUGGAGAAUUCGAACGUAGUACGAAAUAUUUCGAUUCCAAAAACGCUUUUAGUCCUAGAGGUCCUAGUGAUGGAAGAUUUUUGCAGCAGUCUCAUACACCUAAUAAUGGACAAUUUUCUUCAUUGGGACCAAACGAUACACGAUGCAGGUCUCGAACGUCGAGUGACGGACAAUUCGGUUUUCGAGGGUCUAAUAAUAGAAAUUACGGGCCAUGGAGAUCGAACGAAAUGCCGUGUGAUAACAGAGGAUUUACUGACAGCCAAUUUGGUCCUAGAGGAUCUAUUGAUAGAUUGUCUGGCAUUACGAAUAUUAAUGAAAGAAAUUUCAAUAAUAGAAGAUCUAUGGAUGGGUCAUUCGAUACUCCGUGCUCCAAUGAUGGAUCUUUCACUUCUGGUUAUAACGAUGGACAAUUUUCACAUCACAAUCAGCAAGAUAGAAUGCUUGGUCCUCGAGGUUUUGCAGAAAGGCAUUUUGACAUGCGUAAUACGGGACCAAAUAAUAAACCGUAUGGAUCUCGUGGAUCAUUUGAAGAUCAUUUCGAAUCUCAAGGUUUAAAUAACGAAGCAGGUGCACGUAAUUACAAUGACAGAUUAUGUAGCAAUAGAUCACCAUUCGCCAAUAGAGCUUUUGGAUCGGAUGGAGCACUUGACAGUGCUAAUAACGAUAUUUAUCAAGACAAAUUUAAUGAAAAUUAUUUAGAUAGGAAACUUGAUACAGGUGUUACCGAUACCGGAGGUAGUGUAGGAUCAAAAUUAAACUGCGAAUUGGGUAAAGUCAAUAAAUCCGAUGGUAAAACAUUUUUCCAAAGCAAUUUUAAUGACACCGCUUCUAGAUCCCAAUAUGGAUCUGAUUGCGCCGUUAAUCUUCCUUCUCAUGAAUUCAAAAGUAAUAUUCAUAGUCAAGUGUCUCCGUUUGAUAAAAAAAUUGCUGAAAAAUCUUGUAUAGAAUCAAAUGUUGGAGAUUCUAGAAUAGGCUAUGGAGAUAUUUCUGGAGGAUUAGAUUAUAAGUAUACUAAUACUGCUUUCAUGAAAAGAUCUAUUGAUAAUCAUCAAUCUUAUAUGAGAGGUGUUCCCAAUAAAGAAUUUUGUAUAGAAAGACAGUUUAAUUAUAACCAUGGUGGUGCUACGAAAGAUAAAAAAUAUGUCGAGCAUGUACCUGUAAAAGUAAUCGAUUAUGCUCACGCGCCUCGCACCGUGAUGCAAGAACAUUUAACUCCUGUUCAAUGUUUCGAUUACGGACACGGUAAACUAAAACCUGUUGUACCGGAUCAUGAAUUGUUCCCGCAAAGAGACUUUAGAAAUUGGGAGGAAAGCGAGCAGAACUUGAAGGAAUAUACAGAAAAAAUGAAAAAAUAUGAGAAUUCAAUGGUAAAGCAUGAACACAGGCGAAAAACAAACUUAAGUGAAACGAGAGAAAGCGAUUGGACAGUAAAUAUUAGGAAAUAUGAUAGAGAAAAAAGAAAUGCAGAGGACAAGAAAGAAAGGGAAUGUUCUCAAGAAGAAAGGGUUUAUACUAAUACUUCUGAAAAAGAAAGAGACGAAUGUAUCCAAAGUGAUAAAAUGAAUGAUAAAGAUAGAGGCCAUGAGAGAUGCGAACGAGUUCAAACAGAUAUAAACAAAGAGAAUGACAGAGACAAUGACAGAUCAAAAGGACGUACUAACUGGCAAGAAAAUUCGAACAAGAACACCAUAGAGACAAAAUCAUCAAAUACCAGCUUUACAGACAAACAGCAAAAUGUAUCGGAAUUACCACCGAAAACCUUGGAAUUGGCGAAAACGGCAAAUUGCACAAUGGUGGAUGAUCUACUGUGUCCUCCAGGUCGUCAAAAUAGACCAUCUAAAAUAGCAAUUAUUCUGAGAGGCCCACCUGGUAGUGGGAAGUCAUUUGUAGCAAAACUAAUUAAGGACAAGGAAGUCGAACAAGGAGGCUCUGCUCCAAGAAUAUUGAGCCUUGACGAUUAUUUCCUCGUUGAAAAAGAAAUAGAAACAAAAGAUGAUAAUGGAAAGAAGGUGAUAGUGAAGGAAAUGGUUUAUGAAUACGAAGAAGCAAUGGAACCAAGUUACAUAGCAUCUCUUGUGAAAGCGUUUAAAAAAAAUAUUACAGAUGGCUUUUUCAAUUUUAUUAUAUUAGAUUGCAUCAAUGAAAAAAUAUCAGACUACGAAGAUAUGUGGAGUUUUGCGAAAAGUAAAGGAUUUAAGGUAUAUGUGUGUGAAAUGGAAAUGGAUGUACAAAUCUGUUUAAAGAGAAAUAUUCAUAAUCGAUCAGAGGACGAGAUUAAUAGAAUUGUGGACUAUUUUGAACCUACACCCAGUUAUCAUCAAAAGCUAGAUGUAAAUUCGAUGUUGCAAGAACAGGCAAUCGAAGAAGUACAAAUGGAAGAUAGUCAAGAGACGGAUAAGGUAUUACAAUCGAACGAAGAAAGUCAAGAUAGUCAGGAUGACGCUCCAGAAGUUAUUGGUAUUAGUAAAUGGGAACGAAUGGAAGCAGAAGAUAAAUUAGAUCGCUUAGAUGGUUUGGCAAAAAAGAAGAAUGAAGGGAAACCACAAACAAUGGAAGAUUUUCUACAAGUUCCUGAUUAUUAUAACAUGGAAGAUACCUCGGGAAAGAAGAGGGUGAGAUGGGCAGAUUUGGAGGAACGUAAGCAACAAGAAAAGAUGCGAGCCGUAGGUUUUGUCGUUGGCCAUACGAAUUGGGAUCGUAUGAUGGAUCCUACAAAAGGUGGAAGUGCUCUAACACGUACCAAGUAUAUAUGACGCUAAAUCAAUUUUAGAGUAUUAAAGAUAACGAUGAAGUUUAAAAGAAAAAAAAUUCCUUUGUUUAAAAAUGAAGUGGUGUAUUACUCAUAGGUUUCUUUUUCCUGCGUUUUGUUUAUACUUUUUAUGGAUUAAUAUUAUUAAUAUUUAAAGAAAAGAACGUUUUAGUGUUAAAUAUUAAUAAACUUGUUCAAAUAUUCAAAUACUCUAAAUCUUGCUUAUCAUUGUUUCAACAAUCACUGUCCAAAAAACUGUGAAUCUAUAUGAUUGUUAAACAAGAUACAGUAAUAUUAUUGAUAAGCAAGGUAUUAAUACAACCAAAUUAUUAUCAUCGUGUAUAUCUACAACAGUGCAUUUUAAUGAAAUAAUUAAAGAUAGUAGAUUUGUUUACAGAAAUAUAUAAUCAUGAAUAUAAAUGUUACUUCAUAUUCUGUAAUCGCAAUUUGAUUAUUCUAUUCGUAAGAUUAGAAUAGAAAAAAAAACUAUAAAGGAAUUGAUAUUUUUAUAUUACUUUUCCUUGUGUUCCAAGAUCUUUAGCAAUUACAUAAUUCCUAAUAUUUUACCCUAAUCCUAAUACAUGUUUAUCCAUCGAUCACUCUAUAUCAUCUGUUUUAUAUCAUUGUAUAAUUAAUCAUUUCUGAUUGUAAUUUAUAAACUGUAGAUUAUAAUACCGUUAUACUCUGGAUAUUUAACUG
Messenger RNA from Vespula vulgaris, 7097 nucleotides. RefSeq lists its product as uncharacterized. Lineage: Eukaryota; Metazoa; Arthropoda; Insecta; Hymenoptera; Vespidae. Gene Ontology annotation, cellular component: nucleus. Gene Ontology annotation, biological process: regulation of telomere maintenance. The transcript has 15 exons. The record is from RefSeq and is a predicted model, not a curated record. The coding region runs from base 244 to 6402 and encodes 2052 amino acids.